UUUGAAGUUGAACUUUGGAUCGUUCUGUUUAGUAUUAUUAUUGAUUUAGCUUUUGCUUUUACACCCCAAAAAAAGGGGAAAUAUAUUUCAUAUGAUAAUAUCCCUUGCGCUCUCUCUCUGGGCACGUAGUCCAAGAACUUUAAAACACGUUCCGAUAAAGGAGGGAGGGAGAGAGGGAGAGAGGGAGAGAGAGAAGAUGAAGAAUCAAACACAGAUUCAAAAGACAUUCCUAUCCUUCUAAAUUGUCUUUUUCUUUCCUCUUCUUUGCUUGGAACAACUUUUGGAUUCUCCUCCUUCCUCUCCCUCCGGUUUAUCCCGCCGUUUCUUACAUUUUCCUCUGUUUUUUUUUCUCGGGAAACAGUAGGAAAAUUUUCAUUUUUUUCCCGGAAGGAGAGAUCUUUGUGAAUUAGGUAGCUGCCCAUAUCUUCAAGUCUUGUCUCGAGGUUGUGUGGCUUCAUUGUUGUGGUUAAUUCAAUUGGAGGAUGAAACAAAGGUUACUGCUUUUAUUAGAUUCUUAAAAGCUAGGGUUUUUGCGAACGUGCUUAAUCUGUCUGUAUCUUAGCAUUUGAGAUUUGGGUUUUGGGUAUAUAACCCAUGGAUUCAGAAUUGAGAUUUGCUUCAAGAGAUGUGGUGAAAGGCUGUGAUUUGGGUUGUGAUUAUUCUCUCGAGGCAUCUUCUUCAGACCCUUGGACUAGAACGGUGAAAAGGAAGUUCAACGAAUUCAAAGAAGGGAACAUGUUGUUGCUACGAGGUUCUUCUGAUUCGUCUUCAAACGCUAAGGUACUAGUUGAGAACGAAUGUGCAGCUUUACUGGAGGUUCUUUCUACCCAAAGGAAAACAGUGAAAGAUCUUCAUUUAGAGCUUGAAGAGGAGAGAAACGCUGCUGCAUCAGCUGCUAACGAGACAAUGUCGAUGAUACUGAGGUUGCAGAGAGAAAAGGCUGAGAUACAGAUGGAAGCUCGGCAAUUCAAAGCGUUUGCUGAGGAAAAAAUGACUCAUGACGUAGAAAAGCUCUUGGUUUUGGAGAAUUUGUUGUAUGAGAAAGAGCAAGCUAUCGAGGCUUUGACUUAUGAGGUCGAAGCAUACAAGCAUAGAUUGUUGAGCUAUGGGGUAUCUGAAGCAGAGAUGCAUGAGCAGAUACUUGGUUUUGGCAGAGACUCUAGCUCACCUGGUUUUGAUGUUUACCCGUGUGAGUAUACUUCUUUGAAAUGUACUGUGGAUGAGAACCCGAGCGGACCAGACUGUAAUGUUGAGACUGAAGAAAAGGUGAUUGUUGGUCAGUCUCCAAGAUGGCCGUAUUAUGAUCCAAAUUCGCCUUUAGGAACUGCAAAAGAUAUAAAGGGGACAUCUUUCUCAGACUCUCCUAUGUCUAGUUGUAGUGACAGAGUUUAUACUAUCGACUCAAUUCACGUGGGAGUUUCUGAAGUUAAGAUUGACGAUGAGCCUAAUAAGAUGAGUAAAGGAAAGUUAAAUGAUCACUGGAAUUCUCCGAGAUACCAAGAACCGUUUACAACUCAGCAAGGAGUUAACAAGCCAGAUAUCGAGAAACUUUACACAAGACUUCAAGCACUUGAGGCAGACAGGGAAUCAUUGAGACAGAUCAUUGUAUCAAUGCGGACAGACAAAGCUCAGUUGGUGUUGCUGAAAGAAAUCGCACAGCAAUUAACAAAGGAAGCCGGCACAACAAACAGGCGAAACCCGAUUAGCAAAAUGCCAUCUUUGAAAGGUUUCUCUGUAGUAACGGUCUUCAAGUGGAUUGUGUCUUUCGUUUCUUGGAAAAGAAAAGCCAGCCGAAACAAGUAUGUGUAUGAGUUGUCAGCAAAUAACAUGGGGAUGCUCAUGAUUCUAGGCGAGGGAUGUGGAACCAGGAGAUGGAGAUGUUUAACAAGUUCACAUGUCUAGAUUUUUCCAUUUUUUUAUCAGGUUUCUUUGGAGUAGUUAGUGCAACAUAAAUGUACAUUGCUCUGUAGUCUGUACUCGAAUCAAAAUAUGUACGGAUGGUUCAGAAUCUGGUUGAAUAUAUUAAUCAAAAGUUGGGAGAAAAAAUUCUCCUUUUUCUGGCUC
Capsella rubella is the source of this 2064-nucleotide messenger RNA. Its product is annotated as myosin-binding protein 7. The record is from RefSeq and is a predicted model, not a curated record. The coding region runs from base 595 to 1902 and encodes 435 amino acids. The transcript has 4 exons. Lineage: Eukaryota; Viridiplantae; Streptophyta; Magnoliopsida; Brassicales; Brassicaceae.